AUGCGCCACCACCCAGUCUUUGGCCAUCUGGAAGUUGUCGGAAAGCUCAUGUCGAAGAUCCCGUCUGAUGCACACGGCGAUUACAUGAUGGUCAUGAUCUUGGACAACUGGCGCGAGCUUUUCCCGGGCUGUGACCGUUGCCCACCUGUAGCCUAUGUGGACGCAUGGCCCUUCAGCCCGCCCAUGGCCAUCAGUCUGCAUCCGGAUGUGUCGGCUCAGUUUACCCAGCAGUUCAACCUGGACAAGCCACCUGAGCAGAACGCUUUCCUCUACCCGCUGACCAAGAAUCUGGACCUGUCAUCGAGCAACGGACCGGCUUGGAAGGUCCGCCGGAGACGCAUGAACCUCGCUCUGAGCCCGCAAACGGUCAUGGCUCGUGUGCCCGAUUUGCUCGAGGAGGUUGCAGUGUUUGUCAGUGUUCUGAGACAGAAGGCUAGUAAGGAUGGCAGCUGGGGCAAUGUGUUCCCCUUGCAGAGGCUCUGUACGCUUUUGACUUUAGACGUGAUUGGAAAGUACAUUUUAGACAUACGCAUGCACGAGCAGACCAGCCCCAUGACGCCUUUCUCCAAGAGCAUGAUUGAUACUCUUUCCAGACUACGAUUUUUCGUGACCAUCGCCAACGUUUUUGACGUCUACAACCCGUGGUGGCGGUACAAGAUGUGGUCCAAUACGCGUGCUAUGGACAACUUCCUCCUGCCGUUUAUCCAUCAGCGACUCGACGAUCGUGCCAGGCUCGAAGCUCAAGGCAAGGCAGAGGAUGCCAGCGGUCGACCACGGACGUUAGUUGAGAAUCUUGUCAAGUCGAUGGCCGAGGAUAAAGAGGACGAGAGCACAUUCAUCCCGUAUGCUUUGGGAGAGACGAAACACACAUUCUUUGCCGGGCAUGAGACGUCUGCGUUUACGAUUGCGUACGUGUACCUUAUCCUCUCUCAGAAGCCAGAGGUGCUCGCCCGCCUGCGCAAGGAGCUUGAUGAAGUAUUGGGUUCCGAUGCCGCUUCAGCUCUGCGCGCCUCGCCUCAUCUUCUUAACUCACUGGCCUACACAAACGCUGUCAUCAAAGAGACGAUGCGCAUCCACACCAACGUCGGCACUCUUCGCCAAGGAACCCCAAAUUUCAAUCUCUAUGGACCCCCGGGAUCCGGUUUCGAAGGCAUCUGCUUCCCCACCGAGGGUUGCGUCGUCUGGGACGGCAACUUUGCCAUCCACCGCCACCCUGACGUCUGGGAGCGGCCUCUUGAAUUCAUACCGGAGCGAUGGCUGACGACCGACGAAAACGACCCGCUCUAUCCUCCCAAGAAUGCCUGGCGGUCUUUCGUCCAGGGCGCCCGCAACUGUGUCGGGCAGCACCUGGCCAUGACCGAGAUCAAGAUGGUGCUGGCGAUGACGGUGCGAGAGUUUGAUAUCGAAUGCGCUUGGGAUGAGUGGGACGCUUUGAAAGGCCGAAAGGGCAAGACAGAGACUAUCUGGGGCGAACGGUGUUAUCAGAUCUCCAAAGAUGGCAUGCCUCAUGUCAAGGACGAUAUGCCGGUUCAUGUGCGUCUUCGUGAUCCGUCGCAGUAG
Messenger RNA from Thyridium curvatum, 1560 nucleotides. RefSeq lists its product as uncharacterized. Gene Ontology annotation, molecular function: monooxygenase activity; iron ion binding; oxidoreductase activity, acting on paired donors, with incorporation or reduction of molecular oxygen. The coding region runs from base 1 to 1560 and encodes 519 amino acids. The record is from RefSeq and is a predicted model, not a curated record. The transcript is spliced from 3 exons. NCBI's taxonomy places the organism in Eukaryota, Fungi, Ascomycota, Sordariomycetes, Thyridiales, Thyridiaceae.